Molecule: messenger RNA, 2226 nt
Organism: Aspergillus clavatus NRRL 1
Lineage: Eukaryota; Fungi; Ascomycota; Eurotiomycetes; Eurotiales; Aspergillaceae
Product: Nrd1 complex RNA-binding subunit
Exons: 8
Coding region: 1-2226 (741 amino acids)
Cellular component (GO): nucleus
Molecular function (GO): RNA binding
Source: RefSeq, a predicted model, not a curated record
AUGUCGUCUGCUGUAGCAGAGUUGGAGAACUAUCUCCAGUCUAUGCUUGCUCUUAAGCCUCCAGGAGUCUCCGGAUCUAAGAUCAACAGUAUCACAUCGCUUUGUACAGCCAAUGUUCAGAAUGAAUCCGUCCUCAUCCAGAAGAUCUAUACACACUUCAAAAAAGCACCAGGAACACACAAGUUGGGCGUACUCUAUGUCGUAGACUCUGUAACUCGACAAUGGGUAGAAGCAGCGCGCAAAGCAGGCCAGCCAUCUGGUAGUGCUGCUCCCGAUGGAACUUUCGCUGCUGGCGUCAACAGAGUGACAGAACUGCUCCCUGUUUUGAUGACCGAUAUCAUAAACAAUGCUCCUGAAGAUCAAAAGGAGAAAAUCAAGAAGCUGGUCGAUAUCUGGGAGCGUGGUUAUACGUUUCCUGCACCCAUGCUUGCAUCGUUCAAAGAGAAGUUGAAUGCACCAGCACCACAAAACGUUGAAUCUACCACUCCAGAAGGAUCACCUGCGCCAAACUACCUUCCAAUCGGAGGUGCACAGCAGCAGCCAUCAAAUGGCGCAUCUUCGACCACUCCCGCCCAGUCAGCUCCCGAUACUUCCAGUAUCUUGAAAGCUUUGGCGGACAUGGCAAAACAGAACACAGCAGCCCCAGGAGUGCCGGCGGUACCGGCACCGGCUAAUCCCCUAGGCGCCUUGAACCCGCAGAGGCCAAUUCCACAACCCGUGGCAUCGUCUGUAGAUCCAGCUUCGCAAAUUCAAAAUGCACAAACUGGUGUAAACCCUUAUGCUGCUGGAGCCAUGGCAGCGCCAUUCGCGGCCUUGAGUAGUCUUGCUCAAAACCCUGCGUUGUUACCCCCGCAAAGCCAGAGUCAGACUCCCCCUAACCCCUUGGCUGCCGCGGCAAACCCAUUGGCUGCGCUACUUCCGCAGGCGACUGCAGCUCCGACUCAGGCAACUCCUGGUCUAGCGCCAGAUGCCCUGCAGCAGCAGCUCCAGCUCCUGCAGCUGCUUGCGGCGCAAGGAAUCCCCCAGGAUCAGUGGGCGACUGCCCUGCAGAUUCUCAGCCUCUCUAAUCCCACGAAUAUGACCGGUCUGAACCCUGGGCAGGUUCCCGGCUUCAAUUUGCCGGGUCAGACCGCGACUGCGACUGCGACUGCUUGGGGUACCCGUCCAGAGUCCCAAUCACGUGACUUUGAACGGGACCGUGAGAGGGACCGUGAUUACAUGCGCUCUCCUCCAGGCCAGUAUCGUCGCCGCUCCCGGUCUCCCGGAUGGGAACGGCGUCGCGAUCCGUCUCCUCCACGACGCCGCGACAGCCCUGUUUACGGAGAGUACCAUGGGGAUUCGCCUGGUCGCCGAGGUGACAUGCGCAACCGACGUGGCAACGAAUACCGCCAGCGCAGCCCUCCCGGUCGUAGACGCCGUUCUCCUUCACCUCCUCGCAAUGAUCCCGCACUGCCUCCUCCUGGACCGAAGUUUAUUGAAUGGGAUUACUCCAUUGGACAAGGAAACAUCAAAGUUCUGAGCCGAACUCUUUUCGUUGGCGGUGUCACAUCCUCCGAAGCACACCUGCGUUCUCUAUUCGGCAAGUUUGGUAUCGUCCAAACAUGCAUUGUCAACAUCGACAAACGCCAUGCCUUCAUCAAGAUGAUUAGUCGCCAGGACGCCAUCAGCGCCCGCGAGGGAAUGGAAUCAUAUAAAUCGGGAGACAUGCAAUUAAGAACUCGUUGGGGUGUGGGAUUUGGCCCGCGUGACUGCAGCGAUUAUCAGACAGGCAUCAGUGUUAUCCCAAUCGAGCGGCUCACCGAAGCGGAUCGUAAAUGGAUGCUUACCGCCGAAUAUGGCGGAACCGGUGGUCGGCCCAUCGAGUCCGGCAUGGUGGUUGAGGAACCAGACAUCGAGAUUGGUGCAGGCGUUUCAUCGAAAGCCAUCAGUAGACGAAUUGCCACGGAUACCGGAGGAAAACGCGGUCCAGUGUCCUCUCGUACUCAGCAAGAUCGAUUCCGUCGUCCCGAACGCGAUGGCCAUACAGUUGGAAUGGGUCCCGGCGGUCCCGGCUCCCACGGUGAGCGUGAUACGUCCACUGCCAGUAAUGUUGGUGUCCCGCCCGCGGUGCCUGGGUUUGGAUUUUCGUUUCCUGGAAUGCCCAUGUUUCCCCCGGGUUUCAUGAUGGGUGGAGCGCAAGCUGGACCUUCCAAUGGAUCGAGUCAACCACCACCUCCCGGUCAAUGA